AUGGCUAAAAUGCUGCUAAUCUUCACUUGUGUAACACUCGUCCACGAAACUUUGUGUGGUCCUAUUGUAGACCUGAAUUGCACAUACAUGUCAUUUGAUGCAGCAAACGCAAAAUAUGAAGCAAAGUUCUCUGAGAAAGCAGUGAAUUGCCCGAAUGUGCUUUCGGACUCGGUGUGCAGCAAAUUGUAUGAUGUUAGAGAAGCCAAAGUAGAUGAUGCAAAUGAUCGGGACGAUAAGUGUUAUAAGGCUGCAGACCCAUCCUUCAAGGAGGCUGCGAUCAGCAAUUGUCCUAAAAGAUGCGGCUAUUGCUGUCUCACGCCUGAGUACAAUUGUCCGAAUAGCCAGUUUCCUCGCAUUAGCUGUUCGGUCAUCACUCCGAACAUGUGCUAUAGUUCCGCUUGGAGGAACAUAAUAGAGGAGGACUGCCCCAGUGUGUGCGGAUUUUGUAAUUCAGGAAACUGCUUUGAUGUAGCUCCGAAUUGCGCUAAGGACAUAUCAAUCUGUAGAAGUAUAUUCAUGCAGGACUUCGUAAAGGAAAAUUGUAAGAGGACUUGCGGUUAUUGCUCCCAGACAGGUGCGACUACAGCAGCGCCUUGCGGGUCGGAUCCGAAUUGCGUGAACUGGGUGAGAAACGGAUUUUGCAACAGUAUCUUCUACACCCAAGAGCAGAAGAGACAGUACUGUGGCAGAUUUUGCGGGCUCUGUUGA
Necator americanus (New World hookworm) is the source of this 708-nucleotide messenger RNA. RefSeq lists its product as uncharacterized. The transcript has 8 exons. Lineage: Eukaryota; Metazoa; Nematoda; Chromadorea; Rhabditida; Ancylostomatidae. The record is from RefSeq and is a predicted model, not a curated record. The coding region runs from base 1 to 708 and encodes 235 amino acids.